ACUGUCAGCCACUGGGGAGAACCCAGCAGAAACCCUUCAACUCUUGAAAACAAGAAGAAAAGUACAACCAUGGGGGAUGGAGAAAUGGAGUGUUUUGGCCCGGCGGCCAUUUACCUCCGGAAGCCAGAGAGAGAGAGAAUAGAGGCCCAGAACACUCCCUUUGAUGCCAAAUCGGCGUACUUUGUGAUCGAUGCAGACGAGAUGUACCUGAAGGGUACUCUUACAAGUAGAGAGGGUGGCAAAGCUACUGUCAAAACUCACAGUGGGAAAACCGUCACGGUAAAAGAAGAUGAGGUUUUCCCCAUGAAUCCUCCCAAGUUUGACAAAAUUGAGGACAUGGCCAUGAUGACCCACCUCAACGAGCCAUCUGUGCUGUAUAACCUCAAAGAGCGUUACGCAGCAUGGAUGAUCUAUACCUACUCUGGCUUGUUCUGCGUCACUGUCAAUCCAUACAAAUGGCUCCCAGUGUACGACGCAGUUGUUGUGGCUGGAUACAGAGGCAAGAAGAGGAUUGAAGCCCCACCUCACAUCUUCUCCAUCUCUGACAACGCCUACCAGUUCAUGCUCACUGAUCGUGAAAACCAGUCUGUCCUGAUCACUGGAGAAUCUGGUGCAGGAAAGACUGUGAACACGAAACGUGUCAUUCAGUACUUUGCAACUGUUGGUGCCAUGUCUGGAGCAAAGAAACAAGAGCCUGUUGCUGGAAAAAUGCAGGGGUCACUGGAGGACCAGAUCAUUGCUGCAAACCCUCUGCUGGAGGCUUAUGGUAAUGCCAAGACUGUGAGGAAUGACAACUCCUCUCGUUUUGGAAAAUUCAUCAGGAUUCAUUUUGGGUCCACUGGAAAACUGGCCUCAGCUGACAUUGAAACCUAUCUGCUGGAAAAGUCAAGAGUAACAUUCCAGCUGUCUGCUGAGAGGAGUUACCACAUCUUCUACCAGCUCAUGACUGGACACAAGCCAGAGCUGCUGGAGGCCCUGCUCAUCACCACCAACCCUUAUGACUAUCCAAUGAUCAGCCAGGGUGAAAUCACUGUCAAGAGCAUCAAUGAUGUGGAGGAGUUCAUUGCCACAGAUACUGCCAUUGACAUUCUGGGUUUCACUGCUGAUGAGAAAAUCGCCAUCUACAAGCUGACCGGUGCUGUGAUGCAUCAUGGGAGCAUGAAGUUCAAACAGAAGCAGAGAGAGGAGCAGGCUGAACCUGAUGGCACUGAGGUGGCUGAUAAAAUCGCCUACCUCAUGGGCCUCAACUCUGCUGACAUGCUGAAAGCUCUGUGUUACCCCAGAGUGAAGGUCGGAAACGAGAUGGUGACCAAAGGCCAGACAGUCCCGCAGGUGAACAACGCAGUGUCAGCUCUCUGCAAGUCUGUCUAUGAGAAAAUGUUCUUGUGGAUGGUCAUCCGUAUCAAUGAGAUGUUGGACACAAAGCAGCCCAGACAGUUCUUCAUUGGUGUGCUGGACAUUGCUGGAUUUGAGAUCUUUGAUUACAACAGCUUGGAGCAGCUUUGCAUCAACUUCACAAAUGAGAAACUGCAACAGUUCUUCAACCACCACAUGUUUGUUCUGGAGCAAGAGGAGUACAAGAAAGAAGGCAUCGAAUGGGAGUUCAUUGACUUCGGUAUGGACUUGGCUGCCUGCAUUGAGCUCAUUGAGAAGCCAAUGGGCAUCUUCUCCAUCCUUGAAGAGGAGUGCAUGUUCCCCAAGGCCACAGACACAAGCUUUAAAAACAAACUACAUGACCAGCAUCUGGGCAAAUGUUCAGCUUUCCAGAAGCCCAAGCCUGCCAAAGGUAAGGCAGAGGCUCACUUCUCUCUAGUGCACUACGCCGGCACUGUGGACUACAACAUUGUUGGCUGGCUGGAUAAGAACAAGGAUCCACUGAACGACUCUGUUGUGCAACUCUACCAAAAGUCAUCGGUCAAACUGUUAUCCUUCCUGUAUGCCUCUCAUGCCGCUGCUGAAGCUGAGGGUGGUGGAGGAAAGAAAGGAGGCAAGAAGAAGGGUGGUUCCUUCCAGACUGUGUCUGCACUGUUUAGGGAGAACUUGGGUAAGCUGAUGACUAACCUGAGGAGCACUCACCCUCACUUUGUGCGCUGCUUGAUUCCUAAUGAGUCCAAGACUCCAGGUCUGAUGGAGAACUUCCUGGUUAUCCACCAGCUCAGGUGUAACGGUGUGCUGGAGGGUAUCAGAAUCUGCAGGAAGGGUUUCCCCAGCAGAAUCCUCUACGGUGACUUCAAGCAGCGGUACAAAGUAUUGAAUGCUAGUGUCAUUCCUGAGGGACAGUUCAUCGACAACAAAAAGGCUUCAGAGAAACUCUUGGGCUCUAUUGAUGUUGAUCACACCCAAUACAAGUUUGGACACACCAAGGUGUUCUUCAAAGCUGGUCUGCUGGGUACUCUUGAGGAGAUGAGAGACGAAAAACUUGCAACGUUGGUUACCAUGACUCAAGCUUUGUGCCGUGGAUUCGUCAUGAGAAAGGAGUUUGUCAAAAUGAUGGAGAGGAGAGAAGCAAUUUAUUCCAUCCAAUACAACAUCCGCUCAUUCAUGAAUGUCAAACAUUGGCCAUGGAUGAAGCUCUACUUCAAGAUCAAGCCUCUUCUGAAGAGUGCAGAGACUGAGAAAGAAAUGGCAGCCAUGAAGGAGAACUUUGAGAAAAUGAAAGAAGAUCUAACGAAGGCAUUGGCUAAAAAGAAGGAGCUGGAGGAGAAAAUGGUGUCACUUCUUCAGGAGAAAAAUGACCUUCAACUACAAGUAGCAUCUGAAAGUGAAAACCUCUCAGAUGCUGAGGAGAGAUGUGAAGGUCUCAUCAAAAGCAAGAUCCAGCUCGAGGCUAAACUCAAAGAGACAACCGAGAGGCUGGAAGAUGAGGAGGAAAUCAAUGCUGAACUGACGGCCAAGAAGAGGAAGCUGGAGGACGAAUGCUCCGAGCUGAAGAAAGACAUUGAUGACCUGGAGCUCACUUUAGCCAAAGUGGAGAAGGAGAAACAUGCAACAGAAAAUAAGGUGAAAAACCUGACAGAGGAGAUGGCCUCUCAGGAUGAGAGCAUUGCCAAGCUGACCAAAGAGAAGAAAGCCCUCCAAGAGGCGCAUCAGCAGACCCUUGAUGACCUUCAGGCAGAGGAAGACAAAGUCAACACUCUGACUAAAUCUAAGAGCAAGCUUGAGCAGCAAGUGGAUGAUCUUGAGGGCUCCCUGGAGCAAGAGAAGAAGCUCCGUAUGGAUCUUGAGAGAGCCAAGAGGAAGCUUGAGGGUGACCUGAAACUGGCCCAAGAGUCCAUAAUGGACCUGGAGAACGACAAGCAGCAAUCCGAGGAGAAGAUCAAGAAGUGA
Danio rerio (zebrafish) is the source of this 3327-nucleotide messenger RNA. NCBI's taxonomy places the organism in Eukaryota, Metazoa, Chordata, Actinopteri, Cypriniformes, Danionidae. The record is from RefSeq and is a predicted model, not a curated record.